Messenger RNA from Blepharisma stoltei, 348 nucleotides. The record is from the annotation of a GenBank genome assembly. NCBI's taxonomy places the organism in Eukaryota, Ciliophora, Heterotrichea, Heterotrichida, Blepharismidae.
AUGAAGAAAGUCAUCUUAACUAAAGCGGGAAACGAAAACACCACUGUCAAAAUUUUGCCAUGCAGAAUUGAUUACUCAGGCCCAGCUAAUACAGAAGAUUAUUUGCCUGAAGAAGACUGUGGCUCUCUUUAUGGCCGAAAACUCAAUGGAGCCACAAUCCCUAUGCCAGAUGGACUAAUUGGAAAUAUAAUUGAGGUUCGUCAGCUCCCAGAUACUAAAGAACUCACCUCUAUCGCCGAAUUCAACAAUAUACAAUACUGAAACUAUGAUCAGCCUGCUGAUAAAAAUGACCAAUUACCGCAGCUGCUUAAUUAUAUCGAAAUUUUAUCAUCCCUGCACAACGCCUAA